This is a messenger RNA of Lactuca virosa, 1353 nucleotides long. Lineage: Eukaryota; Viridiplantae; Streptophyta; Magnoliopsida; Asterales; Asteraceae. The record is from the annotation of a GenBank genome assembly.
AUGUACAAUCAUCUUAAAAAUCUCCGUGUCCUUGACUUGACUUGGUGCUUAAGACUUAAAUGGAUUCUAUGUCUUCCUACUACACUUGCAGAAUUGUAUGUAUAUUACUGUAAGUCAUUGGAGAGAGUAACUUUCGAAUCAUGUCGAUUCACAUUGCAAGAGUUCGGCUAUGAAGGCUGUCUUAAUUUGUUAGAAAUUGAAGGCUUUAUUAAACUAGUGCCACUAGUCAAAGUUGAUGAAACUGAUUUGGGACAUUUGAAAUGGCUAAAAGAACAUCAAAAUCGUGAGCUGUGCCUGGUUGGAGAUGAUGAGCUCACCAAAGGCAGAAGUUUGUGUAUCCAGAUAUUGUAUGAAUUCAACAUAAUGAGCGCUUCUCUACCAGACAUAAAUGAUCCUAAUAUGACACCUGAUUAUAUAUCAGAAUCCACAUCAUUGUCAUUUAAUGUGCCUUUGGGACCAAAGGAUAGGAGGCUUAAGGGAUUAAACAUAAUUCUCAAGUAUAAAACAUCAGGUGAGGAUUGGGCAUGGUUCACUAAAAUCACCACUAGCAAUGGUGUUGAUUUGAUGUAUAAUCCCAUAGUCUUUGGCAAACCUGCAUCUGGUGAAGUUGGUAUAUGGUUAAGCUAUUGGCCAAUUGGAAACACAUUGAAAGUUGGAGAUAGAGUUAAUGUUUCUACCACUGUGAUGAAUGGGUUGGAGAUACUCGAGUGUGGUGUAAGCCUUGUGUACACACAUGAUGAUGAUGAGGUAGUAAAUGAGACCAUGGAAAAUGACAUGGAAUGGGUAAAAAUUCUUGGAGGAGAUUAUUCUGGAUUUCAACUAAGAACAGGAGCAUAUUAUCUUUGUCGCCGUGAUUUCUUUGAGUUUAUCGAGGUUGGAAGACUGACUCCUGAUUGGUUUAAGAUUUUAGUUGGUGAUACCGUUGACUGUACAGAGAUACGAGGAUGGAGAAAGACAGGCACACCUCAGCAGUUGAAUCGGUCAUUUAUAGAAUUGAAAACUGUUAAAUGCAUAGUCCGUGCUUCUGAAUCGGAACAAAAUUACAAGAUUGGAGAGAUGUCAAAAUCAUCUCAUGUUGGUAAAACUCUGGGGAUCCCAUCAAUGAUUUCUGCUACUGCAUCAAAGCAUGCGAACACUGAUGUGGACACGUCUAAAGCAUCUAUUGCUGAAACUAGUGAGUUCACAUCAAGCUCACUCAAGGAGACGAUGAAAUCUGCCACUAGAUCUGAAUCUAGUGUCUCAGAAUCAGAGUCGGUGGAGAUCACAUCAAUGAGCCUACACAUGAAGGAGAUGAAAGCUGUCACUGAAUCUGGUGACUCGCCAGCAAAGGUAAGUAGAAAAAAUAUUUGCUGA